This is a messenger RNA of Conger conger (European conger), 1443 nucleotides long. RefSeq names its product plexin-C1-like. The record is from RefSeq and is a predicted model, not a curated record. Gene Ontology annotation, cellular component: semaphorin receptor complex. Lineage: Eukaryota; Metazoa; Chordata; Actinopteri; Anguilliformes; Congridae. Gene Ontology annotation, biological process: regulation of GTPase activity; regulation of cell shape; negative regulation of cell adhesion. Gene Ontology annotation, molecular function: semaphorin receptor activity.
AUGUCUUCCGUCUCGCCCCGCGGCUCGAAUUUUAUCUUCGAGAGAGCACAGACAGACAGGGGCUGUGAGGCUCUAUCCGGUCUGAUCCUCUUCCUCACCUUUGUCCACGCACUGGAGGAGCAGAGAAACUUCAGCAUUAAGGACAAGUGCCACGUGGCCUCCUUGCUGACAUUGGCCCUGCACAGUGACCUUCCCUACCUAACUGAGGUUAUGGAGAUCCUCCUGAGGGCCCUCAUCCAGCAGGACCAGUCUAGCAACGCCCAGACCAGCCUUUACAGCUACCUACAGUCGUUGAUGUGGAAUAUUUGUCGCACAUUGUUUUCCCAGGAGUCUGUGGGGCAGAACCUGUUUUUGUUAGUGUCGGCGCUGAACCAGCAGAUCUCCAAGGGCCCAGUAGACUCUGUGACAGAGAAGGCCCCAUACAUGCUGAACGAGGACUGGCCGCUCUGGCAGGCUCAGGACUUCAGCGCCCUGAAGUUGAGCGUGUCCCUGGAGGUGGCCUCGGUGGGGGAGGGCGACGGCCCCCUGGAGGGCAGUGUGCUGGACUGUGACACAGUGGAGCAGGUGAAGGAGAAGAUCCUCAGGGCCUUCAAGAGCAGGUUCGGCUUCCCCUACAGCGGCCAGCUCAAGGACAUCAACAUUGUGUUUGAGAAAGGAGGCAGCUCUCUCCUGCUACAGGAAGUGGGUAGCAGUUCUGCGGUCCUUGGGGCAGUUACCAUGCUGAACACACUGAGGCACUACAAGAUUCCUGAUGGAGCCUCUGUCAAAGUCAUCACAAAAGAAGGCCACACCCCUCUGACCACACAAGCCAGUUUGAAGGUCGCCCCGCCCUCCCGGCAGAACAUUGAUCCUGAUAUUGACGACCAGAGCGGAAACCCAGAGAGGAAGAAGCUGAAGCUCAAAGAGGACUAUCUGAGAACUACUGUCCACAAAGGUACACAAACUGAAAACUACUGUCCACAAUUAUGUGUCAAAUACUUCUUUGAUUUCCUGGACGCCCAGGGAGAUAGCCAGAAGAUCAGUGACCCGGAUGUCCUUCACAUUUGGAAAACCAACAGCCUGCCCCUGCGCUUCUGGGUAAAGAUUUUGAAAAACCCCCAGUUUGUGUUCGACAUGGAGAAGACACCGCUUCUGGACGGCUGUCUGUCCGUCAUCGCCCAAGCCUUCAUGGACUCCUUCUCCCUGGUGGAGCAGCAUCUGGACAAGCAUUCACCCACCAAUAAACUCCUCCACGCCAAAGACAUCCCCCAGUACAAGCAGGAGGUGAAGGACUUCUACAAGCAAGUGAGAGACCCAGCAGGCUUCUCCAACGCAGAGUUCAAAGCUUUCCUGCGGGAAGAGUCAAAAAAACGUGAAAAUGAAUUCAACGAACCGGCUGCACUACGAGAAAUCUACAAGUACUUGCAACAGCACUUUGAUGCGGUAAGCUUUCACUUGUUGUGA